UGUUAAUGUUGUGCCUGCUGGCCACUAGCUUGGCAGCCCCUGUUCCAGGGAGUGAAAGCAAUGAGCAGGUUGCAGCGCAUGCUAAUGAGGCCCUCAGGUGGAUGGAGAUGUACAGGCUGUACCAGCAGCAGGGAGUAGUUGGAAACCCCUUCCUUCCUGCUGCUGAUGCUCCUGCUGAUCCAGCAGUGGCUGCAGUGGCUGAUGCUGCACCACCUCCGCCGGCUGACGUUGCCCCCGCAGCUCCUGUGGCUGCUGAAGAGGCAUCAGAGGAGGAGACAGAGGAAGGAGACCCUGCUCCCAAAGCCGCAGCACCGGCUGCUGCUGCUGCCCCUCUGAACUCUGACGAGGAAGAGGAGGCUGAAGAGGUGGAGGCAGCUGAAGCUGAGCCAGCUGUAGUGGAAGCAGCACCAGCAGAGCCAGAAGCAGCAGACCCUGCAGCUGCUGCUGAACCAGCUGUGGUUGAUGUCCCUGUAGAGGCUGCACCGGUUGAUGCUGCUGCUGUUGAUGCUGCUGCUGUUGAUGCUGCUGCUGUUGAUGCUGCUGCUGUUGAUGCUGCUGCCGUUGAUGCUGCAGCUGUGGAUGUGCCUCCAGUCGACGUGGCCCCUGUUGACGUGGCCCCAGCAGCCCCUGAGGUGGCUGCAGAUGUGGCCUCUCCUGCUGCAGCCGACGUCCCUGCUGCUGCUGACGCUGGUGCCGCUGAUGCCGGCGCUGCCCCGCUGGCAGCUUAGGCUUCCACAGCUGGAAUGGCAGCAGAUCUUGCUGCAGUGUCGCUAUUUUCCCCUCAUCACCAGCCUAAGUGCUCUUCUUUUAGCUGCUAAGACAGAAGAUGACAGGCAGCAGUUGGUGCUGUAGGUGCACCAACACAGCAGGGAAAAGCUGUGGCAUGCUGAAAGAGACUGAAAAGAAAAUAUAUACCUAGCAUACAGUGCAUGCUCUUUGUGAGGCAAAACAAGUGU
Molecule: messenger RNA, 956 nt
Organism: Paralichthys olivaceus (Japanese flounder)
Lineage: Eukaryota; Metazoa; Chordata; Actinopteri; Pleuronectiformes; Paralichthyidae
Source: RefSeq, a predicted model, not a curated record